Epinephelus lanceolatus (giant grouper) is the source of this 2638-nucleotide messenger RNA. RefSeq names its product dopamine receptor D2 like (gene drd2l). NCBI's taxonomy places the organism in Eukaryota, Metazoa, Chordata, Actinopteri, Perciformes, Serranidae. Gene Ontology annotation, molecular function: G protein-coupled receptor activity; dopamine neurotransmitter receptor activity, coupled via Gi/Go. The record is from RefSeq and is a predicted model, not a curated record. Gene Ontology annotation, biological process: negative regulation of voltage-gated calcium channel activity; regulation of dopamine secretion; regulation of potassium ion transport. Gene Ontology annotation, cellular component: glutamatergic synapse; presynaptic membrane; plasma membrane.
UCCGCCGCAGCUCUGUUGCGUCCCGCCGCGCUGACCCCCGGCUCCACCGACACGACCGCGGAGGGAACUAUAUGACUGAGGAGCGGGGGCUUAACCGCUGUCUGUGUGUGUGUUAGUGCGUGUCUGUGUGUGUGUGUGUGUGUGUGUGUGUGUGUGUGUGUGGACCGCGCACCGGCUGACUGACCGAGGUCAAGGUGGGAGGUUCGGCCGUAAACAGUUGGAGGGAUGCUGCAGCCUGACAGCCAAUUUACCGCCCGGUGUUGUUCCUGAGAGGACCUGAGUGUGAGCAGCUCUGCCGGCACAGGCCUGACCAUGUCCACUGGAGCAAGAUCAUGACUUCUCUCAACGAGUCAGACGAGACCCCCCUCCCUUCCUUCCCUGUCUCCUCCCUUGAGCACAAUUUCUCCGUCUUUGUCACCCAUGACCCUUCAUACUCCCCCAUAUCCUUCCCCACCUCCUCCCCCUCCUCGCUGACGUCCUCUAACUGCACCAGCUCUCCGUCAGCCUCCUCUCCUCCAUACAACUUCUACGCGGUGCUGCUGGUGCUCCUCAUCUUCUGCGUGGUGUUCGGUAACGUGCUGGUGUGCGUGGCGGUGUCGCGGGAGCGCGCUCUGCAGACCACCACCAACUACCUCAUCGUCUCGCUGGCUGUGUCCGACCUGCUGCUGGCCACACUGGUCAUGCCCUGGGGCGUCUACCUGGAGGUGGUGGGAGAGUGGCACUUCAGCCUCAUCCACUGUGACAUCCUGCUUACCCUCGACGUCAUGAUGUGCACCGCCAGCAUCCUCAACCUCUGCGCCAUCAGCAUCGACAGAUACACAGCAGUGGCCAUGCCGAUGCUCUACAACACCAGAUACAGUUCCAGGAGGAGGGUGGCAGUGAUGAUUGCCGUGGUGUGGUUCCUCUCUUUUGCCAUCUCCUGUCCUUUGCUGUUUGGACUCAACAACACAGCCAGCCGGGAGGGAACCACAUGCAGCUUUGCCGAUCCAGCCUUUGUGGUGUACUCAUCUGUGGCCUCCUUCUACGUUCCCUUCAUCGUAACGUUGCUGGUGUAUGCGCAGAUCUGUGUGGUGCUGCGCAAACGAGGCAGACGCACCGCCCCACCACGCAGACACAGCUUGCACGCACAGAGCGUGGCUGAGGGGGGAGAGGGUCAUCGACACAGGAAGAAUAAGUGCACACAACCAGAGGAUGUGAAGUUGUGCACCCUGAUCCUGAGGCCCACCACAGCAGGCCCACAGCGCAAGAAAGUGACCCUGGUGAAGGAGGCGAUGGUUCACCCCCUCGGAGUGGAGCCGGGUCAGUUCCUGCCCCAGACCGAGCAGAGCCUGGCUCCUCCUCCCGCUCCCCAAACCUCCUCCCACCCAGGACGGGCCAGGAUCUCCCUGGCCAUCUCAGUUGGACCCGCCCCGGUUCUUCCCUCCACCGUGACGAAAUCGGCCCUGAUGCCUCGCCCACCCACCCUCGAGGACGGCAUGAGGGGCCGCGAGGGAUGGAGGGAGCGCAGCGGAGGGAGAGAGAAAUGGGGGAUCACCAAGGAGAGGGUGAGAGGGAGGCUGUCGCAGCAGAAGGAGCGGAAGGCGACACAAAUGCUCGCUAUUGUGCUUGGUGUGUUCAUCAUCUGCUGGCUGCCUUUCUUCCUGACCCAUGUGCUGAAGGCCCACUGCAGGAGCUGCUGUAUCUCGCCCUCACUGUACAGCGCCGUCACCUGGCUUGGAUACCUCAACAGUGCUGUCAACCCUGUCAUCUACACCACUUUCAACAUCGAGUUUCGCAAAGCCUUCAUCAAGAUCCUGCACUGCUGAGAGCUGGAGAAAUGAGAGGCAACAACUGUCAAGGGAAAAAAAAAAGAAGCCAGACGUUGGUUUGAGAUGCGAGGUGAGAAAAACAAGGAGAGAAGAAGUAGUUGUCAGUUUUGGUACACAGGAAGGAGGGAGGGUGGGGCAAUAGAUUGGAUGAAUGAUGAGUUAGUGGUAAAAGCUUCCUGGGAAAUUAAAGACGAGAGAAAUGUAACCGGCAGUCUAGACGAGACUGAAGACAGUAAACAUGGCAUACAGAGGGAAUAAAGACAGGCUAAGACAGAACCAGACAAUCACAAUGAGAGAGUGUGUGACAAGUAAAAGACAGCUGUGAGCACAGAACCAAGACUGGAGACAUUUAUGGAAGACACCCACUGUGUUGUACAUACAGUCUGAGAGGGGAAUAUAUGUGAGGACUGAUCUCUCCGCAGCAUCCAGACUGACAGACUCCCUAAGACGUGACUGUUUUUCCAAUACUUGCUGUGUCAGACUUCUGCUGUUGUAUUUUACUGUAUUUUACUGUGAUCGCAAACAGCAUCUUGUUAUUUGUUCACAUGUGCUCGUCUUUCUCAGAGGACUGGGAGAGCUCUCAUAGCCAUGGCUCGAUCCUUUUUCACACUCUUUGAAAACCUGAAGUUACAUAAAGAAAGAAUUAUUGAUUUGGUUAUUAAUCGAACAUACAGCAUCAGCAGACAGUGAAGAGGGUGCUCAUUUCAUUUAAUGUGUCCACUUUUUGCUUUCAAUAAGUGUGCAUACAUGUGGAAUUUGGUGUUGUAAAUAAUUUUACAGACUGAGAGGAGGCAUCACAAGUAUUGUACAAACCACUAAUAAUAAUAAAC